CCGCCAUGGCGUCCCUCCGCACGGAAGAUUCCGGGGCCAGCGCUAAGGGCUCCCGGCCCGGGCCCGGGGGCGGGGAGGCGGCCUCGGCCGAGCAGCUGGAGGAGGCGGUGGAGCGGCUGCAGCGCGAGAACCGGAGGCUCCGGGAGCAGGCUCCGCGUGCAGCCGCGCUCUGCGGCCUCUACCACGAGGCGGUGCAGCAGCUGAGCUUCCUGCGGGGCCAGCUGGCCUCCCGAGACGCCCUGGUGGCACGCCUACGGGCCAGUCUGGCCGCUUACGAAAGCUCCGGGUCCGAAGUGGGGCCCGGGCCCGCGCCGUCCCUCGUGGACGGGCUGGUGGAGCAGGUGGCCCACCUCAAGGAGCAGCUCCAAGAGCAGGAGAGCAGCGCUCGCGCCCGGGAGGAGGGACUGGGACAGGAGAUGCAGAAACUGAAUCAGCAACUGGAAGAGAAAGAGAGAGAGCUGCAGCGGCUGCUCAUGGAGCCCCAGCAUGAGCGGGAGCGAGAAAUCCUGCUGCUGCAGAGAAGUUUGGCGGAGAAGGAGAAGGCGCAGGCCACAAGCGAGGUGCUCUGUCGGUCCCUGACUGAUGAGACUCAUCAGCUCCGGAGGACUCUGGCCGCCACCGCCGAGAUGUGUCAGCACCUCGUCAAAUGUCUGGACGAGAAGCAAAGAUCUGGAGGGCACAGGGAGGAGAAACCCCCCUUGGAAAGAUCUAAUAAGCUACAAUUUCCUGAAGGUGAUGUCUCGGUUCAUGCCAUUAUUUGUAAAUUACAGGAGGAAAACAGGCUCCUGAAACAAAAAGUGGUUCAUGUAGAAGAUCUGAACGCCAAAUGGCAGAAGUACGACGCUAGCAGGGAUGAGUAUGUGAAGGGCCUCCAUCUGCAGCUGAAGGAACUGAAAGUCCUUCCCGAGCAGGGUUUGCCCAUGAGCCCGGAGCUUAUGCAGAAGGAGAUUUUCCGGCUAAACAAACUGUUGGAAGAAAAAAUGGCUGACUGCUUGAAAGUAAAAAGGGAGCUGGAAGAUAUGAAGAAGGCAAAAGAUGGAGACAGUGAGCGGAUACAGAUGUUGGAGCAGCAGGUGCUUGUUUAUAAGGAUGAUUUUACGUCAGAAAGAGCGGAUCGGGAGCGGGCACAAAGCAAGAUUCAAGAACUUAAGGAAAAAGUUGCAACCCUACAGCACCAGAUAUCCAGGAGACAGGAGUCGAGAGAGACAACGGGCCACUGUAGGAUUCACACAGGUCACAAAAACCACACACAACGCCUAGAGACAGACGUUGCAGAGGUCUUACUCAGGGCAGAGUCAGCAAGCACAAGGAGACCUGUCCUGCAGCCUGAACAGCCUGAAAUCCAAGCAGACAGACGAAUCCCUGGCCCUGAUCUGAGAGGUCAAGGUCAAGGGGACCUUCACUGCCCUCACUGCAUGAGGUUCUUUCAUGAUGAGGAGGGCGAGGAAUUUCUUAGACACGUGUCUGAAUGCUGUCAGUGACCAAGUCACCUGAAGAAGUUAGUCAAAGGCAGGGCCAGGGUGAAUCGACUGCAAAGACUCUCCAGUCAUUCAUUUGGACAAUCUGGUCCCCUGAAGAAGUAUGAUUCACUAAAGACAUGGGAACAAAAAUGGGAGAGCGGAUCUGCCAAAGGACCAGUCAGUCAUCUGGGGGUAAAUCUCAUUUGAGCUGUGUGACAUUCCAACUCAAAGCCUACUGCCUAGCACACUGGAGCAGAGAAGGGGAAUCAGCCAUUGGAUUUCUCCAGAGAGGGCGAAAUGGCAGUAUACCAGGCGAUCAAGUGCCUGGUAACCAAUUGGGUAAGGUUCCAUCCCUUCAAGGAUGAGUUGGGAAGAGUAAAUACAAAUUUAUCUUUCUGUUGAAGAAAGCACCAAUUUCUAAGAGUCAGAAUUCUGACUCAGUCAUUUACACCUGCUUUCAGUUCAGCUCAAGAUGGUAAAACUGUUAUUCAACAUGGGCAACUGAGGUGUAGGAGAUGGCUAGGGUGGGACAGUUUGAGUGAAACUUGCCCAUCUUUGGAAUGGACAAGUGUUACCGGGUGUUCUUUCCAAUGGCCUCAGAAUGGAGCACAUGGGGCCUGGUCUGUCAGAACAAGGCAGGACAAGAUCCACAUUGAUGCUCUGUCAAGCCUUCACAUGCUGCAGUGUGUCAAGUACAGAGUGUGGAAGACAUUCAGGUCACACAGAUGACCCAGAUUUGGCUCAAGAAGCGAGGACUGAACAUCACUGCCCUGUCUUAUGUGAAGGGUGGGGAAUAGGCUUUUGGAAACAGUGGAAUCCCAUUUUGUUUUUGCACUGAUGUACCUUGUGUUGGCAAGUUGCAAUUUUUUUCUUAGGAAUUGACUUUAUAUGAAGAAUUAAAAUCAUAUUUUAUAUUCACUUAUUUUUAUAA
Vombatus ursinus (common wombat) is the source of this 2391-nucleotide messenger RNA. RefSeq names its product TNFAIP3 interacting protein 2 (gene TNIP2). The transcript has 6 exons. Gene Ontology annotation, biological process: cellular response to lipopolysaccharide; regulation of transcription by RNA polymerase II. Bases 6 to 1481 code for a protein of 491 amino acids. Gene Ontology annotation, molecular function: K63-linked polyubiquitin modification-dependent protein binding. NCBI's taxonomy places the organism in Eukaryota, Metazoa, Chordata, Mammalia, Diprotodontia, Vombatidae. The record is from RefSeq and is a predicted model, not a curated record.